This is a messenger RNA of Mya arenaria, 8896 nucleotides long. RefSeq names its product SH3 and multiple ankyrin repeat domains protein 2-like. NCBI's taxonomy places the organism in Eukaryota, Metazoa, Mollusca, Bivalvia, Myida, Myidae. The transcript is spliced from 18 exons. Bases 214 to 5955 code for a protein of 1913 amino acids. Gene Ontology annotation, cellular component: postsynaptic membrane; postsynaptic density; dendritic spine. The record is from RefSeq and is a predicted model, not a curated record. Gene Ontology annotation, molecular function: ionotropic glutamate receptor binding; synaptic receptor adaptor activity.
GUGAUAAUAUAAUGGGGAAAAUACUGAGAGGACUUUUUCUCUGUUAUUCUGUUUGGAAUUUAUUUUAUGUGACUGACAUGGUGAAUUUUUUUUAAGUGGAUCCUGCCGUGAUCUAACAUUUCGGAUUUUUCCUUUUGCAGACUGAAAUUUGAAAGUGCCAAAAAUCUACAAUUUACCAGACAAAAACACAAUGGCUGAAUUAAGACCAGCAAAAUGAGUACCCCAGCGACUGAAACAAUGCGUUCAAUGGACAAUAUCAAUCCGGGAGAUCCCGCACAAGGACGGGAAAAUAACGUUGUCGUAAUGCGAGAAAUGGAUGUGGAUAGACGACAAACUUUGCGGGACAUGAGAUAUGGGACGCAGUCGAUGUAUGUGUCAGAACACCUGACAGGAACUGUGUUUAUUAGGGUUGCGGUGCAGGACUUGAAAGUUCAGAAGUGUCUACAGUUUGAGCUGGAAGAGUCCGUAUGGGAGGCCAAACAGAGGAUCCUGGCUGUCUUUGCUAAGGACCUGAAGGAUGCCUUAAACUAUGGGCUUUACAUGCCACCUAUGAACGGACGUGCGGGCAAGUUUCUGGAUGAGGAACGAUUGUUAAGGGAAUACCCCCUGCAUGGACCCAUAGGCUUUGUGGAGUUCAAGUAUAAGAGACGUGUGUACAAGUUGAUGCAUAUCAAUGCGCGAAAGCUGCGGCAACUUCACACGAAGGGCGUGUUCAGGCAAUGUAUGGACCACAUAAAACAGGGCAAUAUUUCCAAGGUCAACAAAAUGACGACCAAAGGCCUGGACCCAAACUUCCAUGAUUCUAACGGAGAGACCCCACUGUCUGUAGCAACAGGCCUGGGUAAGGACAAAUGUCGGGAAAUGAUCAUUGCACUAUUCAGUGGAGGAGCACACCUUGACUUCCGCACCCGCCAGGGCCAGACACCGAUCCAUAAGGCCGUCCUGAACGGCAACCAGACCUCUGUUCAGGCGUUACUGGACCUGGGAGCUUCUACCAAUUACAAGGAUGGUAAAGGGCUGACACCACUCUACUACAGUGUGCUGUAUGGGAAGAAUGCAAAUUGUGCUGAGAUUUUGUUACACGAGAGGGCGCUCAUCGGCUGUCGAGAUGAAAACGGAUGGUGCGAGGUACACCAGGCAUGUAAGCUUGGACUGGUCCAACAUUUAGAGCAUUUAAUGUUUUAUGGAGCUGACCUCGACGUCACUAAUGCCAGCGGGAACACCCCUCUGCACAUUUGUGCCGUUAACAACAACGAGCAAUGUGCGCGUAUUCUACUUUUCCGAGGAGCGAAUAAGAACAUCUCUAACUACAAUAAUCAGACGCCACAGCAGGUUGCGGUUGUAGCUGGAAAUAUCUCUCUUGCUGAAAUUAUAAAGAAUUUUGAUGAAGCUGAUGCUGUGCCAUUCCGGGAGAUGCCAACAUACAGCAAGCGACGUCCUCGCCUGUCUAUGUACGACAGCACGCUUUCUCUCAUUUCCCGCAGUCGUAGCGACCCUAAACUCAACAUCUCAAGUGCUGUCAACGAGAGUCAUGUCAUAUCGCCUCCGGAGUCCAUGAGAAGUCUACCGCAGCAUUAUAAUGUGUACUCUGAUUCUGGGUCGUAUUCGGCCUCCCGUGGGUCCGACUCCCCUCGUUCAAUGAGUAUUUCCAGUAACAGCUCGGGACCAGGCUCAACUGGAACAAUAACGGGCCCUAGCCCGCUUACCCUGACGCAAUACUCACAACUGCAUAAUGCGGGCAACCAGUCGGGCUCAGGGACUCUGAAAGCUCAGCAGCCCUUGGAAAACCCAUACGCCAUACAAAAGCUGAAAGUUUCAAGUGUCGACCCUGACGAUGAUCUGGUCUGUGGUAAACAUGCAACAGAAAUAGAUGAUAGCUCAGACCCACAUUUCCAUUUAAUAUUACAAAAAAGGCUGCUUGAAUUAAAAACAAGGCAAGAUCAUGAUGUCAAAACAGCUCCUUUGUCUGAAAGUGACAAAAUGGCUAAUAAAUAUACUUGCGCUACACAGAAAGUGAAAUAUGAUAAAAAUAAAAACAAUCCAUUUUUUACUCUCCAAGCAAGACGGAAAAUCAGUGAAGGUAGUAACAGUGUUAGGGUAACGAGGCCGGAGAGACGUAAAUACAGCGAAGGGAGUUACCGUGAUAACUUCUCACACUUUAUGAACAGCGACUCUGUUCCAGAAGAAGGCGGGGAUGAAAAUAGUGAUGACCGAUAUGAAUUUCCAGAGUUAGAGGAAGCUGAGAGGCGUAGGGUGAGCUUCCUUAAAGCUUCUUACUUCCAGAACCACAUGCAAGCUUCAAGCGAUAAUGAGCAGUCUGACUCCUCAAGAAGAUUGGUUAACAUGCAAAGUGGUAAUAUCUCAGAGAGCAUGCAAACGUUGGGUGAAAUAGAUGACAGGGAAGAUUUUAAUGAAUUAAAUUUUCAAGGCCAGAUUCUUCAUCUUAAAGACCAGGAUAGAAUGUUCGUCUGUGUGGAGUCCUAUGACCCUCAAGACCCCGUGGGGCUCAAAAUUAAAGUCGGGGAUGUUGUAACAGUAUCGAGUGUGACGGACACAGGUUUCUGGGAAGGAAGUGUGAACGAUCGUGAAGGCUGGUUUCCUGCACAUCAUGUACAGGAAGUGCGACUCAGAAACAAAGCGGGUUCCAUGAAUGACCUGCUGUCCGAUGAUUCUGUGGAUUUCUCCAUGCAUCACAACCGCAACACUCUGGCCCGUCUUAUGCCACCUGAUAUGAGUGACUAUGGUCCGCGUACAGUGGUGCUUCAACGGGCCCCAGAGGGCUAUGGCUUUGUGCUUCGUGGUGCUAAAUCCCAGUUGAAGCCGAAUGGAGAGCUAGAUUUCCGGCCGACUGCAGAGUUCCCGGCGUUGCAGUACCUGGAUAGUGUUGAUCCCGGGAGCGUGUCUGACCGCGCGGGUCUGCAUGGAGGGGAUUUCAUUCUUGAGAUCAAUGGGGAGAAUGUGAUCAAAGCCUCCCACGACCGCGUGGUGCACUUGAUAAGGUCGACAGGCGAUACACUCGCGAUGAAGGUUGUGACGGUUCAACCAAGUGGGGGGCGUGCAGACUGGUUUAAUGGGGACAAGUCUAUGACAAUGCCUCACAAAAUGAAGAAAAAAGCAGCUCCUGUGCCUCCACAGAGGGACCCGAGAACGUCUAUCUCCAUCAGCAAGUCCGAGGGACAGUCUAUCAGCGAUGAACUGUCUGCCAUGGCUUCAUUGGACUCAGCCAUUUCGGGGAAGCCGGAGGACAAAAUAGCUUCAAUCCGAAGUAGAACAGCUGCCAAACGAGUUUCGGUCAUUGAUGCUGAAAAUAUUGGAGUGGACGGAACCCUUGGGAGAGCUAAGAGUACGCCAGACCUAUUUGAAGGCAGCAAAAUCUAUGCAUCACCUACUGUUCCGGACAAUAAGAAAUCCAAUGUGUAUGCAGUGCCUGGUGUUAAUGCUUCAACCAGUGGCUCCCCCGUAGGUGUUGCCGUACGCCCCAAGGCAUCUCCACCACCACCACCAGGAGAGGACAACUCUCCCAAGAAAAAGGCGCCCAAGCCGCCUGCUAACACUUCAUUUGAAUCUUCCUCUUCAACAGAGGUUGUGACCAUAAACACUAACAAAAGUUCACCAUAUGCAAGUACAAAGGUGCUUGUUAAGUCAACCACGAAGUCUGAAUCACCCUACGAGUCAAGUUUCCGCCCGGGUGACUCAGCAAAAAUGAGCGAGGAGCCUAAAGACUUAACUGGCUACAAAGCUGGACAUAAGAGAACGCCAAGUGCAGGUGCUCUAUUAAACAGAGAGAACACUGAACAGAGCCAGGACACUAAUGGUGGUGUGACAUUCGCGGAAGAUAAAGUGUUAGACCAUGCUGCCAGUUUCCUUAAAAAGCAUCCUAAUGCUAAACUCUUAAUGACUGCUAAAGGACAGGAGAGUCUGCGUAAGCGUACUUCCAUAAAGAUGGAGCCUGCUCCAGAUUAUGAUAGUGACAGUGGAGAUGAAAAGCCCCAAUCUCCAGUAAAAUUCCGGGAUUAUAAACAGCGCCAGUCAGUCACUGUAAUAUCAGUAGGUGACAAAAAUCAAAAGCCGUCACCUACACAAUCUCAGGCAUCUAAGCGGUAUACAAUUCACUCCACAAUUCCGUCAGAUGACAAGGGAUUUUCUAUUCCUCCUCGGCCAAAUGGCCCCGCCCCCACACCCCCAUCACAGAACAGACAGGAUACACAGUCCCGGAAAUCUGCUGCUCCAACUCCCCCACAAGAUAAUAAGGUCACAGUAAAAGUGGAAGUGAACAGGGAGCCGGAGGAUAAUUUUUAUGCACCAAAACUGCCGGAUUCCCAACCGCCAUCCCUUCCAUCUACACCUCCUCCAGACUUCGAUGACAAGCCCUUCCUCCGGGAGAUUCCCAGGGCCCCUGCCCCACCUCCUGUGGCACCUGCUCCCCCACCGCCUCCUCCCCCUCCACCAGCCCCCUCUGCUGAGGAUAUCAACAAAGUCAAAUCCACUGCCAGUGCCGACCACAUAUCAUCCAAACCUGUCAGUCAGGAUGCCAUUGCUGCUGCAGUCGCAAAACGGCAGGAACGUCUUCAUAAUCAGGAACCUAAAAUAUUUGAUAACAAGCCGAAACCCGUGGUUCCUCAGAUGGAUCCAAACCAAGCAGCAAUCAUUGCUGCUGUUGCUAGGAGGCGGCAACAGCUCGAGAAGCAAGAUCAGCACUCAGUGAUGGAGUCCAUUGAAAGCAGGCUUCAGAAAACUAAGAAAUUACAGGCUGCCAAAUUUUCUCUGACCGGUUCAAAAGUUGCUAAGACUGACAAUAAAAACAAUGAAUCGGCAAACAAGUCUAAUGUGCAAUCCAAUGUGAAGGGUUUGGGGUCAGUUAAGAAGCCUGAGCCAGCUAAGGCUGAAAAGGAAGAGUUUUCAUUUAAGGUUGAGCCCAUUAAGGAGCUGCCUAAGAUUAUCAAGAACCAACCAGGGAUUACUCAGAUUAAGCCAAACUUUGGUCAACGGCCAGUGAAAAGUGCAAGUGAAACAAAGCAAGCCAAUGGUAUUGGAGUUAACAAACCUAAACCAAUUGAAAAUGUUAUAGUGAAACCAGCGCCUGCCACAAAUAAAGACAAACUUAGUGAAGUGAAAAACGAAACUGACAAUGAACAAACAAAAUCUGAGAAGAAUGUGAAUGGACAGUCAGAUUUCUUGGCUCUUGCAGAGAAAAGACGCCAAGAAUGGCUUCAGAGAAAGCAAAAAUCUUCCGAAUCAAAAUCAUCGUCUGCUUCAGGAUCCCCAGAUAAAGAAAGGUUUCGUAACGGGGAGAAAAAGGGCGUCUCUCCACAAGUUUCGGCUAAGCCAAGUAAACCCUUAACAAAUGGUGAUGUGUACGCUAAUGUUCCACCACCCCCUGCUGCGUUCAGAGAUGGUGGGAACACAGACAAUAACAAUAUAGUUCAAUUGGAGAUUAUUCCACCUCCAAUGCACUUUUCGUCAGAACACGGGCAUGAGACAAGCUCUCAACAACACAGCCCCGCGUUUUCACCAGACACUGCCAGUCUUGUGUCUUCAUUAUCAACUUUAUCCUCACUCUCUGGUGAGGGACGGGGUAACGGUUACGAGGACGUCAUUGCUCCUCCCCCUCCUGGCUUCGACGAUGGUGAUACAUCAGUGAUUCCACCUCCUCCACAGUUUGACAGUUUAACUGACAAAAAAGCAGGAAAAUCUUUUGGUGAUAAGCCAGUAAGCGAUUGGUUAUGUAAUGAUGUUCUGGAUUGGUUGGAUAGUUUAAGUAUGAGCCAGUACAAAUCAAGCUUUCAGAGAAACUGUAUUGAUGGUAAAAAGUUGCUUGGAUUAUCAAGAAACCAUUACAUUGAUCUAGGAGUGACGCAGGUUGGACAUAGAAUGACCAUAGAAAGGUCAAUAAAGAAAGCAGAAAUUAAACAGAAGAAUUUGUCAAACAAUGUGAUAGCCUCAGAGCAUUUGUGAAUAACUUAUAUGGAAUAAGCAUUAUUUAAAUGGACUUUGUUUGUGCUUUGUGAAAGGUUUUGUACAUCAAAGCAGCAAUGUUUUAUGUCUAGUAAUUUCCUAAUGUAACAUUCAGAGUUCACUGAACAUAUUUCUGUAGUACACAAUAUUUCAAUAAUUAUUUACAUCUUGUAAACAGAAAUUGUAUAUUAGCUAAUAGCCACUACUAAUUUAUUAUUUAUCACUAGCCGAUCCGAGAUGAUGAUUUUUGUAUGAAAACAGAAUCGAAACUGUCAGAAAGUUAAUACCUUAUCAGUUCAUGAAAAUGCAUAAACCUGUCUUUCAUGUUUGUGAUUAUUCAUGUUGUGUAUAGAUUAUCAUGAGAACAUAUCAUUGAUCAUAUUUUCAGUCUUUAUUUAAUAUUUGGAAAUAUUAAUAGUAAUAUACAUUAAACUCGUACAUGGAGAGUUAUACCAAACAAUAAACAUUUAUUAUCAACAUUUAAAAUACAGACAAAACCUGUUGGCUUAAUAUCUUGUGGCUCAAUUUCCUCACUGGGUUGAACUAGAUGUAAAGGACCGAAAAUGUUUUACUUUUUGUAAGCAUUCUUGAUUGGCUUGUUAUUCGCAAGGUUCGAAGUAUUUUGGCUGGUCCCUUGGAUUACGAGCCAAAGGGUUUCGACUGUAGGGUUUAAAAUCAAAAUACCUUAAUUUUGUUAGUGUAUGAGUUUGAAAAAGAAUUAGAAAUUACUUCUGUUUUUUUCCUGGAGGCCUUAAAAUUGAUAGGACCAGUUUGAAUUCAUUCCAUUUAAAAUGUUGCUCUGCUUCUUAUGCGUAUAAAAACAAUUUUUUACACCAUCAGACAUUCCAUGAUGAAAUAUUAUUUAUCUACUCAUGUACAUAGAAAUUGUAUAUAAUAUACUAAUAAGAUAACAUAAUAUAAUUAUAUGUAAUUGACCAUUCAGAAUCAUUCAUACAUGUAUAAAGGGAAUAAAAAAGGACCAUGUUGAAACAGAUAUUGUUCAAUUUGCAUUUAUAUUAGUAUAUUGAUUAUAAUCAUAUGAUUUCAAACAUUUGUUAUCAUCAAUAAAUGUUUUUUCUUGCCAUUUUGUGAAUGUGGCCCGGACUAUUUAAAUCAAGAAAAUAGCAUGCUAAAUAUUGAAAAUUCAAUUUUUUUAAACAAUGAAUAUUCACAAUUUGCCCGUAAGAAGAAAUUUGCAAUAGUACAUUGUGAUAAUGAUGGAGGUGAUUUAAAUUUUUGAUAAUUGUCAGGUACCAUUUUGUGUAAAAAGUAUUAUAUUUGGCAUUGUAAAUUGGGCCCAAUUUCGGCCUCAUUUUAUUUGAGGGAAAGAAAAAAACACUGUUAAUUCCUAUCCCAUGCAUAAGGGUCCAAAAUCAAAGGAACCAUGAAACGAUUCAUGGUGAUCUUAUCAUUAGGAUGAAAGAACUGUAUAUAAUACUUACUGGUAAUAUAAGACUUUAAUUAGAAAUCUUUCUGAAUUAACUAUACUGAUGACUGUGCAAAUCUUUAUUUGCCAACAUAACUCUAUUUUAUAUUACAACAUCUGUUCAUUUCAAACAUAAUUCAAUGUAAAAGGGAAAUUAGAAAUUAUUAUUGAUUACAUUAUUUGUGGUAUUGAUAAUAAUGUCAAAAUUGUGAAUCUGCAGAAUCAAUUAUUCAAUGUCAAAAUUUUGAAUCAAUAUGUGUAUAAUCAUAUGAAAGCAUUACGAUGUUGUAAUAUUUUCACAGAUACAACAGCAGUUGAAUUAUCAUUUUAACAGUUUCAAUUUCCUGAAGAAAAUUACAGUCCAAAAUAUUCAUAAUGCAAUGAAUGCCUUGCAUUUAUCAAAUUUUAAUUUCUAUGAAAUCAGAAAGAGUGAUUUUUUCAUCAGAACUCAUAUUUAAAUAAUGGUAAACCCCAAAUACUAUUAUAUUGAAACAAAAUAUGUUUAAAAAGGGAACAACAUUAUUUCUGUAUAUAUAAAUGAAAUAAAAAUACAAGCAUUGCAUUUAAACAACUACAUAAGUUUGCUUUACUUUGAUCAAAGCAAGUGUUUGUAUUUUACAGUUUUAUUUUUACAAAUGCAUUUUUAAUUAAAUGAAAGAUAUUUUAACAACAGAGGGUAUCUCUCUAGCUGUAUGUGAUUUUACUUGGUCAAUUUGAUUAUGUCUUCUGUCAUUAAUAUUUGUAUGUACAGAAUUAUUUGAGACCACUGCGUUCAUUUUUAUUCAUCAAAAUUUAGAUAAAUUCGUUUGACUAUAAACCUGCAAGGGCUCAGAACAUGACUGGCAUUACUCCAUUUAAAUAUAGAAGGAUUUGUGUCCAUCAUGCACUCAGCCGUUAAGAUUGUGUCGUGAAUCAAUUUUAUCUUGCUGUUCAAAAAACAAUUUUAACUUUUCUUGCUGUUCAAAAAUAUUUUAAUUUUUCUUGCUGUUUAAAAACAAUUUUAUUUUUUCUUCCUGUUCAAAAACAGUUUAAAUUUUCUUGCUGUUCAAAAUUUUUCUCAGAUCUUGUUGCAUAUUUAUUACAAAAAUUGUUUACAAAUUUGCAGCAAGGAUAGUAUUUUCGUGGAACAUUUUGGGAACAAAAUAUGUGUUUGGCUCAAACCCCAAAGGUGAAACAAUUCCUCUCUUUUUCUCAAAUCAUUAUAACAGCAGUACCACAGGUAUACAUACUGUGAAUUACAACAUUCAAUUGCAAAGAAAUUUGAACAGUACAGUAAUUGGACUUUUAUGGAAAGUUUGAAACAUUAACUCAAGCCAGAUUAAAUUUUAAGUUUUUAGCAGUUUUUUAUCUUACAAAACUUUCCCAAGGCAGUGAAGCAUGGUCGUUAUGCAUAAUCAUUCCAGUGUAUUAUUAUAACAUAUCUCUGUUGACCAUAUAAUCUAUUGUUUCUUGUUAUAACUAAAUACUUUCUGUUGGGCUUGCCAAGAAAGACUUUAUUAAACUUACUGAAACAUA